Messenger RNA from Homarus americanus (American lobster), 2362 nucleotides. RefSeq names its product F-box only protein 30-like. NCBI's taxonomy places the organism in Eukaryota, Metazoa, Arthropoda, Malacostraca, Decapoda, Nephropidae. The coding region runs from base 110 to 2167 and encodes 685 amino acids. The transcript has 13 exons. Gene Ontology annotation, molecular function: ubiquitin protein ligase activity; zinc ion binding; protein binding. The record is from RefSeq and is a predicted model, not a curated record.
AUAGUUUUAGAACGGGCAGUGCUUCUCGCUCCUCAACUUUUAUAAUGUUUUUAGGUGAUCAGCUGAGCCAGGGGCCACCAGGCUGACCCUCACACCUCACACAUCAGAAAUGGAAGCACCUGUAGAAUCGGAUACUGAUGAUGGAAGUGAUGAAUCCAUCACUCUGCCUGGAGACUAUGAAGAUGAGGUGGACAUAAAUAUACAUUUCCACUGUGAGCAUUGUUUUAAGAUGACGAGGUGUAAGGAACGUCCCAAACCUGGAUGGAGCUGUGAACUGGAGUUGUGUCAAAAUGGCUGUGGUCACAAAUUCCACAUAUGUAAAACAGAGGAACACCGCCUCAUUUGUAGUCAUGAACGAGUGCCUUGCAUCAAUACUGGUUAUGGAUGUCCCCAUUGGAUGCAGCGUCGCUUUUUAGCAGAACAUUUGCCAUUCUGUCCAGCCUCAGUCAUUAUAUGUAAUGCAGAGUGGAAUCGGUGGGCCUUAGGAGCCAAAGAAAGAGAAAAAGUGUCAAUGCCAAAAGGUCUAACUGCUCUCUAUGAUCCUGGAGACCUUGAUAUGGCCUUAGCUCUACAUGACCAAGAGCUUGUAAAUGAGAUGCAGAAAAUGCCCAAAAAAGUUCGAACGACACUCUGUAAUGGAGUUACUCGGCGCUUCCCCUGCCUUCCCCUAACACUCCGUGGGUCCAGACAUGAAACUCCAAAUGAACAUUUCAAAUCCCCCAAAAUUACCCGGUCAGCAACAGAUGAGGAGGAGGAUGAUCUCACUCCAGGUCUUUCUGUGUCUGUGUGCACUGAGCUUUUACGGGGCAAGAAGCAGGGUUUAUCUAGCAGCAGUAGUGAGGGAAGGGGUACACCCAUACCCACUCAACCCCUCACCAACCCUAACUCCCUGGAUGAUGUCAACGAUGCUGCUUCAGAUUAUGACAUGCAGAAGCGUAACUCAGGUCCAUCAGCCGCAUCACCCAAUACAGAUGACAUUGCUGCAUUGUGUUGCUCGCACGGGAUCAUGAAGGGUUUGUGUUUAUUUUGCCGCGAUGAUCCAGAUGAACCUGACUUUAAGAUGGGUAAAGUAUGGCGAGAGCGACUCUCCGUUAAGAAACCUGGGCAGGUUAAAUGGAAAGAAGAGCCACGAGUGGAGAAGGUUAGAAAACGUAAUCAGUUUGGAGAGUUUGCAUACAAAAGAUAUGAUGAAUCAGAUGAAGAGGAAGAAGGAGACACAAUAGAUAAAUUGAAUAUUAUAUUUGAUGAACAAGGUCGACCAGUAGGAAAACGAGCAAGAUUUCAAACUCCUCCACCAGCUCCAUUAACAUCCAAAGGUCUUACAAUGGAACUAACUUUAAAGCACUACUCUCGGCACCAGACAAAACCAAGGCCAAUGUUUACCUUUCAAUGUAUGCAGGAGGUACGACGCUCCGAGUUUAGCAGUCACUAUCAGAAUGUUCAUAGUGAAAUACAGGAAGGAUUUGAUGGGUGGCUUAUCUCCAGGUGUCCCCUGCAUGUGUUUGGUUGUCCUUACAUAUCUAAGCGGCUUCAUCCAGGACACAAGGGCGGUGAUGUGGUUUAUUGUCACAGUCUUAAUGCUUUUGGCAUCCGACCAAAACUUGACUAUGAGCCAGCGUCGUGUGGUGGCCUCCCAAGAUCACGUUCACCAAGUGUUGAAAAAACUACCAGCUCAUUCAGUCAGAUGCGUCUCACAUCUGCACAGAAAACAAUGACAUCCAUCCCAGAAAACUGCCGCACUGGCAUCUACGAAACAGCUGAGCAGUAUUAUGCCUCCAGCACUAACCUAACAUUUUUACCCAUUGAAGUACUGCAGAAUAUUGCUAGAUAUUUAGAUGGCUUCAGCAUCAACAACCUUUCAUUAACCUGCCGAUUAAUGAGGGAUAUUUGCCUCUCACUACUCAACGAAAGAGGCCUUGUUAUUAAAGAAUGGGUUCGGUACUUAGAGAAUGGUAGAGUAAGAUGGAGAGAAGGCAAGAAGCGCCGUUUCUUUAGCAAGUCUUUUGAACAUGUUAACCACUGGGGUUUUAAGGAUGAAACUCACAUGGCUAACCAUUUACAAGUCUGUCCAUUCAAUAAUAGACAAGUUGCUGAGAAGAAGUUUGCCUAUGUCCAGCCAAGAAAAGAUGGAACAAUUCAAGUAAACUUCAGAAAUUGUCGAGUUUGACACUUGGAAUGAUAUUGAAGUAUUCUUCUUUGUGGAGACUGUGAUAGCUUUAAUGCUUUCAACUUAUACUGGGUUGAAAGUUUUUGUCAUUAGAAUGUAAUUUUAUUCAAGAAGAAUUCAUAUUAUAGUAAUGUAAAUUUUAUUGAAAUAUUGAAUUAUUAUCGUGCUUUGGUAAUUAAAUUGAGCUUUCCCGCA